CCUUCCCCUGUUUUUGUGCUGUUACCAGCUGUUUCCUGUGUGCCAUUUCAAGGGGUUCAAUCGAAUUUCUUGCUCCUCCCUUCAGAUUUCUCUUCAUACAGAUAUUGGUAGACAGAGAGAACAUAUUCGAAUAUAAAUUCCUAAUUUGAGAGAAAGGAUAAAUUCCUAAUUUGAGAGAAAGGGGAAAAAAACAGAGGAGAUUGUGAGAAGGAGGAAGAAGAAGAAGAAGAAGAAGAAGAAGAAGAAGAUAAUGGUAGCUUUGGUUUCUCGCACCGGUAGGCAUUUGCAGCGUUACAACCAAGGCCGUCGCCAAGUCGUUGGAUGCAUUCCAUAUCGAUACAGAGUAACAUCCUUGGGGGAAGAGAAGAAAUUAGAAGUCCUCGUUAUCAGUUCACAGAAAAAAGGCAAAGGGAUGUUGUUCCCCAAGGGCGGUUGGGAAUCUGACGAAUCCAUAAUAGAGGCAGCCUUGCGUGAGACGGAGGAGGAAGCUGGUGUAUUAGGCAAUCCUGAGCACAUGUUGGGGAUAUGGCAUUUCGAGAGCAAAAACCAAGACACCAACUACGAAGGAUACAUGUUCCCGUUGCUCGUUGAGAAGCAACUCGAGUUUUGGCCCGAAAAAGCCUUUCGCCAGAGAAUUUGGAUGAGUGUGACCGAAGCGAAGGAGUCAUGUCAGCAUUGGUGGAUGAAGGAAGCCCUAGACGUAUUCGUACGCCGGCUCGGAUCAACAAAACAGAAGAUCAAAGAGGCUGAAGUAGUCGGACCGUGUUCUUCCUGUACUUUAUGCUAGUACCGGAAAUUCAUCCACCCAAUUCGUGUACAUAGGAAAUUGUUGGGUGGGGAAAGGGUGAAAUGGGAUUGCUGUUUUUAUAGCAGAGGAGUAGCUUAAGUAGGAUCAGAGCAAUCCACGGAGAGGAAAAUCCUUUUGAAGGAGUGGAAGAGAAUUGGGCUGUGUUCUUGUUUCAUUUUCAUUUUUCUUGGGUUCUUUUUAGCUUGUUCCGAUGGGUGUUAGAUGUCGUUAAUUGAUUCGAACAAGCGUAUUCAUUUCGUAAAUGAAGCAAUGCACAAAUUUUUCAA
This is a messenger RNA of Rhododendron vialii, 1074 nucleotides long. RefSeq names its product nudix hydrolase 17, mitochondrial-like. The record is from RefSeq and is a predicted model, not a curated record. Gene Ontology annotation, molecular function: pyrophosphatase activity. NCBI's taxonomy places the organism in Eukaryota, Viridiplantae, Streptophyta, Magnoliopsida, Ericales, Ericaceae. Gene Ontology annotation, cellular component: nucleus; cytoplasm. The transcript is spliced from 5 exons. The coding region runs from base 251 to 787 and encodes 178 amino acids.